Euleptes europaea (tarantolino) is the source of this 1088-nucleotide messenger RNA. It is a transcript of the gene ARG2, whose product is annotated as arginase 2. Lineage: Eukaryota; Metazoa; Chordata; Lepidosauria; Squamata; Sphaerodactylidae. The record is from RefSeq and is a predicted model, not a curated record. Gene Ontology annotation, molecular function: arginase activity; manganese ion binding. Gene Ontology annotation, cellular component: cytoplasm; mitochondrion. Bases 1 to 1074 code for a protein of 357 amino acids. The transcript has 8 exons.
AUGGCCCUCCGCACCAGCGUCGCCCGGCUCUUCGGGAAGCCAGCCGGCUCGUCCGCGCAACUCCAGAGGAGGCCGGCGCACUCGGUGGCCGUCAUCGGCGCUCCUUUCUCCAGGGGGCAGAAAAGAAGCGGGGUCGAUCAGGGUCCUGCUGCCAUCAGGAGCGCGGGGCUGGUGGAAAAGCUCUCCGGCAUGGGUUGCCAAGUAUAUGAUUUUGGAGACCUCGGUUUCACUCAAGUGCCCAACGAUGAGGCCUACAACAACAUAAUCAAAUACCCACGCUCUGUAGGGUCAGCUAGCAGAGUUCUGGCUGACACUGUGCAUGAGGCUGUGGCUGCAGGGCAUAGCUGCGUAACCCUUGGAGGUGAUCACAGUUUAGCGCUUGGUUCCAUUAGUGGCCAUGCAAGGCAGUACCCACACUUGGGUGUGAUUUGGGUUGACGCACAUGCCGAUAUUAAUACUCCACUAACAACCAUGUCUGGAAACCUCCAUGGACAACCAGUCUCAUUUCUCUUAAGAGAACUUCAAGAUAAGGUGCCACAGCUUCCUGGAUUUUCUUGGCUGAAGCCCUGUCUUUCACGGUCAGAUAUUGUCUAUAUUGGCCUAAGGGAUGUGGAUCCUGCUGAACACUAUAUUUUGAAGAACUAUGACAUCCAGUAUUUUUCAAUGCGGGAUAUUGAUCGUUUCGGGAUCCAGAAAGUGAUGGAAAGAACACUUGAGCACCUUUUGGGCAGAGGGCAAAGCCCAAUCCAUCUGAGUUUCGAUAUUGAUGCGUUUGACCCAGCAUUGGCUCCAGCAACAGGGACUCCUGUCAAGGGUGGCUUAACAUAUCGUGAAGGCAUGUACAUUUCAGAGGAAGUACAUAAUACAGGCCUACUUUCUGUUAUGGACAUCGUAGAAGUAAAUCCGCUGCUUGGAGCUUCACAUGAGGAAGUGAGCUCAACAGUUAACCUUGCAGUAGAUGUGGUUGCUACAUGCUUCGGUCAGACACGAGAAGGUGCGCACACAGUUUUUGAAGAACUCCCAUCACCCAGUUCUCCAGAUGAAUCUGACAGUGAAGAGCGAGUACGGAUUUAGGACAUCGAUGUGUA